AUGAAUUCACACCCAGAAGAAUAAAAAGAAGAAACACUAGCUACCCCUGGUGUCCUUGAUAAGUAUUAAGCUGCAGGAAAAAUAACAAAUUUCGUUCUCGAAUAAGUAUUAUAAAAAAUAAAACCAGGUGCUAAAAUAAUAGAAAUAUGUGAUUUUGGAGAUAAACUUAUUUAAUCAGAAUUAGCUAAAGCUUACACUAAAAAAAAAGUAGAAAAAGGCCCUGCAUUCCCCACAUGUAUUUCCAUUAAUGAAAUAUGUGGACAUUAUUCCCCUCUUUUAUCUGAUUCCGAAGAUAAAGAAAAAGAUAAUUCCCUUUUAAAAGAAGGAGAUGUAGUUAAAAUUGAUUUAGGUACACAUAUUGAUGGUUUUAUAGCUUUAGGUGCUCAUACAGUUGUAUGCUAAGAUAAUUAAUAAGUAACAAAAGGUAGAAAGGCUGAUGUAAUUUUAGCCGCUUAUAAAGCUUUGUAGGCUACUUUGAGAACUUUAAAACCUGGUGGUAAGAAUAAUGAUUCAACUUAAGUGAUAAAUAAGGUAAUUGAAUCAUAUAAAUGUAAUGCUUUGGAAGGAGUUUUGAGUCAUGAAUUGAAAAAAUACAUGAUAGACGGAAACAAUGUGAUUAUUAAUAAAGAAACUUUCGACUAAAAGGUUGAUGAUCAUGAAUUUAAUGUAAAUGAAGUCUAUGCUAUAGAUAUUAUUGUUUCUAGUGGAGAAGGAAAAGCUAAAGAAACUGAAUUAAGAACUACAGUGUAUAAAAGAGCUUUGGAAAGAUCUUAUAAUUUAAAAACUAAACACGGAAGAGCAUUUAUUUAUGAAAUUAAUGAAAAAUAUCCAGCUUUAUGCUUUUCUUUGAGAAAUUUCGAAGAUGAAAUUACAACAAAACUUGGAGUAGCGGAAUGCUUAAAGCAUGAUUUGUUAAAUAAUUAUCCAGUUUUAACUGAAAAAAAAGGUGAGUUUGUUGCUUAGUUUAAAUAUACAGUUGCUAUUAUGCCUAAAUAAAUCGUAACUGUUGCAGGAUUAGGGUUAGAUGAGUAACUUUUCGAGAGUUAGUAUUAAAUUACUGAUGAGACUAUUAAAUAAUUAUUAGAUACUCCUAUUACAAAAAAAGCUGCAGCAGCUAAGAAAUGA
This is a messenger RNA of Ichthyophthirius multifiliis, 1125 nucleotides long. RefSeq lists its product as hypothetical. The record is from RefSeq and is a predicted model, not a curated record. Lineage: Eukaryota; Ciliophora; Oligohymenophorea; Hymenostomatida. The transcript is spliced from 5 exons.